CAUCAAUCAGCAGCAGCACGCAGAACUGGGCAAGAUGGCGGCCGGUUCAGGCGCUGCAAGCGGCCAGGCAGCCCGCAGCUCCACCGCUUCUCUGGAAGCCACUUUAGACCGCCGCUUUCAAGGAGUAUCCAACACUAUGGAGUCGAUACAGAGCCUCUCGGCUUGGUGCAUUGAAAACAAGAAACACCACGGCCUCAUUGUUCGCUACUGGAUGAAGUGGCUCAAGAAAUCCGACCACAAUCAUCGGCUGAAUCUUUUCUACCUUGCCAACGAUGUGAUCCAGAACUGCAAAAGAAAGAACGCCAUUGUGUUUCGUUCGGCCUUCUCCGAUGUUCUUCCAAAUGCUGCCCUCCUCAUCAAAGAUGGAAAAGUCCGCAAAUCGGUUGAGAGGAUCUUUACCAUUUGGGAGGAGCGGAACGUGUAUCCUGAGGAGGUGAUAUCCCAGUUUAAGGCCGGCUUGCACAAAAAGGAAAAGGAGCGAGAGAAGCAAAAGGAAAAGGAAAAGGAAAAAGAAAAGGAAAAGCAGAAAGAAAAGGAAACUCCAUCAGCAAAUGCUCCUUCCAGCACCAAAGCUGCCAGCACUAAAGCUCCAAGCACUAAAGCUGCGCUCAAGUCCAAGAUUGUUGCAGAGUUUACACCCCACUCCCUUAUCGAGCAGCUGACGAGGUACCAGCAAGCUGCUGCCGAGGAGCAGAUCAGAGAGAAACGGCUUGAAACCCUCAGGGUGGAUGUCUGCAGCUCGGAGGCCUUCAAAAGACUCAAAGACAAAGCAGGAGGAAAUAAGUUUGCAAAGGACUUUGAAGAAGGCAGUCUGAAGCUGGAGGAGUUUGUGGGCUUCCUAGAGAAAGAGCUCAAAACUGGACCUCCUCUGCUGGAAGCUCUGGGAAAUGCAGACAUCUUCUAUGAGAUGCAAUACAAGGAGGUUAAGAUCGUGGCUAACGCGUACAAUGCCUUCGCCAACCGAGUAAAUGGCCUCAAAAAGAAACUGGACUCUCUCAAGGCAACGCUGUCUGGCCCUGAGGACUCUCCCAUCCCCUCUCCCUCUGAAGAUGCUCCCUCACCCACUGGCUCCGACUCGCCCUUCCUGGAAAUGGAGACGUCCCGGGCCAAGGUGGAUCCGGAGCUGGACGGCAAGGCCAUGGAUGACGGAGAACCCCAAAAUGACAACAGAGACAUGGAGGACAUGGACAUGUCUGAUGAGGAGGCCAGCACUGUUGCUGCUUCGCAGGAUGGAAAGGAAGACGAGGAAUCCACGGCUGUCUCCAAGACGAAGUCAGACGCAGCAUCCAAACCCCCCAGCACGCCUACGAGGCCUUCAAAGGCCAGCCCGUCAGCUGUUACCACCGCAGCCCCAGUGACACCAACGUCGGCUAAAGCCACCGCCGCCCCCACCGCCCCUCUGGGAGUCAAUCUGGCCAAGGUGGACCUGGGAAAGAUCAGCUCCAUUCUCAACUCGCUUACCUCGGCCAUGAAGCACACGGCUCCUACUCCGUCUCCUCGGCCAUCUCCCGGGACCCCCACCACCCCCACCGGCCAAUCAGCAGCCUCCAAAGGGACCCCGCCAAGUCCCGCUUUGGCCAGCAUCCUGUCGCGUGUUGACAUCACCCCUGAAGGGAUACUAAACGCUCUGUCUAAAACCAACACACAAGGUUUGUCAUCUCUCCUUCAAAGUGUGACUCACACCUCCUCCGCUCCCACCAACCGAACCUCCCCAGACUCAUCAGGUGUCAAAACCCCAGUGACCCCGACCACACCGAAGACCAAACCCGUUCUGGGGAAUAGCCUCAAACAAGACGAGCCUGGAAGACCCAGAGACUGGGAGAAGGAGAGGCAGCUCUCUCCUCCCCCGCCUCCACCCCCUCCUCGCACUUCAGCUCCCUCUGUCUCUCCCCCCAGUUUAGAAUCAAAGAUCAACAGUUUCCUGCAGGGUAACCCAGGGUUUAGCCUGGCGCUGGGCGACGCCAGCCCCGACGGGGUCGACGGCACCCCGGUGAGGGACGAGGCAGCCGGCACGCCGACGCAGGACGAGAUCAUGGACACGCCCGGAGCCGGGCCGGAGUCUCUGGGCUCGUCUGGCGGCCAUAACCUCUCGCCGACGGCCUACCGCAACGAUCCGUGGGACGCGGCCGUCGCCACAUCCGGAAGCAACAAAGACGGAGACUUUCACGGCUCCUCGUCCUCCUCCAGGUUUGGUGCAGGAAAAAAGAGCAGCGGCAAAGUGAACGACGAGGGGGCGACGAGGAAGCAGGUGUCGUCUUCCCCUGGCAAUGACUUGAAGGGUAGGAACAGCAGGGCCGCGGGGGAGCGCAGACCCUCCGCCGGCACCAGGAGGGCGAGCACGGGGUCCGACGAUGGGGGUCUAGGUGGGAAAAAGGACAACGGGAAAGAGUUGCCAGCUGCCGAUGCGAAGGAAGGUCGGUACCAUCGCAUUGAGACGCUGGUGUCGCCCCACACUGAAGGCGCACCGAUCCAAACUGUGGGGUAUUCAAACCGCCCGCCUGCCGGAGAGCGCAUCAAGACAGUCGAGAGCAUCCGCGUGAUUGGUCGAGGCUCUCGGCGAGGGGGAGGGGCCGGGAAUCGGCCUGGGGCUUCGAUGUGGUUUGAAGAGGAGGAGUACAUGGAGGGUCAGCCUCCAUCACCUCGAGUUAUGCCUCCUCCUAUUAACAUGGGUCAGGGAGGCGCUGAAGACAUGAACCCCUCCAUGCUUCCUCCGCCGCCGCCUCCUCCUCCUCCUCCACACCACGUCCCACAUCUUCACCCCCCUCCGUCUCUUCCUCUCCCUCCUCAGACUCGCUUCCCGAUGCCGUACCUGACUGAAAACAUGCAGACUCCUCCUCCAUCGCUGCUCCAACCCCAUCUCCAUCCUUCAUCCCCCUUCUUCACCGCCGCGCCCCCCAUCCCCCGACUGCCGCCGCCGCCUUCACUGCACGGCAUUUCGCCUCCCCCUCCGCCCCCGCGCCCUGCCCUCCCCCACUCUGUGAUGGUGGGGGGAAUGCUGGUCCCCGUGGACCACGCCUUGUCUCUUCCUCCGUCAGUCAGACCUGAGGGUGCAGAGCGUGGCAGGAUGGGGCCCAGAGGAAGGAAGGUGACCCCACCUCCGCUCAUGUCCUCGCUGCUAGGCGAGCCUCCCAAGCUUCCCCGUCCCGGCACAGUUAAAGAGCCUUUAAUCCCUCGCCAUACACCCCCUCUCCACCGCCCAGGUACGCCUGGCGUUCCCCCUCCUUUACUUGGCAGAGUGAAGGAGCCUUUGAUUUUGCCUCUCCCCUCUCCCACAUCCUCCACCCCCUCCCCCUCCACGCCUAAUUCCCCCGCAGGAGACUCCGCUCUCUCCAAACCCCCGACCAGUCCUCCGGCGCAGACGCACAAACCGAGCGCCAACCCCGUCCCCCUCCUCAACCUACCCGCUCCCCGAACCCCCAUCCUGCCCACACCCAUGCAGCAGAGACCCCCGCUGCGAGGCCGAAGCCCGUCUCAAGACCACCCCAGAGGCGCGUUUCACGGAGGGAAGCGGGCGGGGCCCCCGUUCCGAGGCGGCCCCUUCCACGCUCAGAAGAGGCCUUACCUGCCGCCGCGCUACUGAAGGGGGUUGACUGACGAGCUGAAUGAGAAGUGGCAAGCCACGCGUCUAAAAGUGCAGUGUGUGUUAGCCCUGCUGGUAUGAGCCCAGAUAUCUUUCCUCUGUUACUUAGGUUGAAGGAAACUACCUUAGGCUGUGUGUAAAUAGCUGAUAAAGUCUUGAUGCUUCGGCUUUAGCGGCCUCUCGUUUCACACUGUACUCAGAGGUUACAUAGUGCACAGUGUUGUCUGCUAUCUUUUUUUUAUUUUAUUUUUUCUCCCACACAUCAGACGCUUUACCUUGAUGGCAUGACCACAAGAAUAAAACGACAAGAUAGUUGAAGCAGAAAUUAAAGCAUAGUUUUCCCGUCUCUUUUGAUUCUGGGGUGACUUCACCUGAGAUGUCCAGAGAAAAAAAAUGCAAGAGGGACCCUAAAAUCAGUAGCUCUGCUCAGGCUUACACAUAAAUAUUACCUCCCAUACUGGCCAACGUGUUUGGAAGCUUAGUAUAAAAAAUGAGGGGGGAAAAAAACAGCUUUCUCUGAAGAUGAAGAAAAUAAUUCCCAGUAUAGUGCUCAUAUAAGAAGAAAAGUACAGAAGAAAAUAAGCUAUUUAGUGCAUUUAAACUUGAGCGGGCUUGUUGCUUGCUUCUGUUUUUUUUAACUCUUUAUGUCUGGCUUCAUACGAAAAGGAAAAACAACACGUUCUCAGCCUCAGUGGGAAUCGUCACGUUUCCCGAAAUGUUUAGAAGUUGUUCACCUGGAAACAUGACAGCAAACCGUUCUCCAAAUUAAUCUCUUUUUAAAGGCGUACAGAAUCCUCCACACUUAACGGCACCGUGCGGUAAAGAUGUGUAAAAAAAAAUUGUUAAGCUGUCGCAGCAUAAUCUCACUGAAAUUUGAAUUAGAUGGUUAUUUUUUUUGCUUAGCCCCUCUUCAAAAUGGGGAAGACGAGAGAACGUGCAUGUAAGGGCAGCUAGAAAAUACCGACUCUUCCAAACUCGCCCGUGUCUACAGUCAGAAUAAAAUAAAUAAAACUGGAACAGGGAAGAUGCAGUUCAACUCAUUUUAAGGCUUUUGCACACAUCUUAAGCGGCGGUGCCAAUAACUGGUGGGAUCUGUACGCUGCAAAGCAAAAACUGGUGUUUUCACAUUUUGAAGUGAUCUUUAGCGCUUGUUCUGAUUUCCGGAGUACCUGCUGUACAUAUUCUUCUCUUGCUAAACCUUUUUGCAUCUAUCUAUUCCUCCCACUGUACAUUUCUACGCUUGUAAAUAUAAAGAGUGACUGAGUUGA
Fundulus heteroclitus (mummichog) is the source of this 4848-nucleotide messenger RNA. It is a transcript of the gene rprd2b, whose product is annotated as regulation of nuclear pre-mRNA domain containing 2b. Gene Ontology annotation, biological process: mRNA 3'-end processing. Gene Ontology annotation, cellular component: RNA polymerase II, holoenzyme. The coding region runs from base 35 to 3580 and encodes 1181 amino acids. Gene Ontology annotation, molecular function: RNA polymerase II complex binding. Lineage: Eukaryota; Metazoa; Chordata; Actinopteri; Cyprinodontiformes; Fundulidae. The transcript is spliced from 10 exons. The record is from RefSeq and is a predicted model, not a curated record.